Molecule: messenger RNA, 645 nt
Organism: Haemonchus placei
Lineage: Eukaryota; Metazoa; Nematoda; Chromadorea; Rhabditida; Trichostrongylidae
Source: the annotation of a GenBank genome assembly
GAACUCUUACAGGUCAGCGAUGACGGUUCGAAGUUGGCGAUCUCAUUGGACGUGUCGAAAUUCAAGCCAGAUGAGUUGAAAGUGAACAUCGAUGGCCGAACCCUGACUGUUGAAGGCAAACAAGAAGUGAAAGAAGAUUCGAGUUAUACAUCAAGGUCAUUCCUUCGCCAGUGGACUGUUCCAGAAGAUGUAGAUGUCGAGCAGAUUCGAUCCACCCUAACUGAAGAUGGUCACCUGGCCAUCGAAGUGCCGAAGCCUAAACCGGCCAUCACAUCCAGGAACAUUCCGAUCCAGAAAGCGAUUGAUCGUACACCCUUGAAAGAUCAAUUUCAAUUGCAGAUGGUAGACGACGACAAGAAAUUCGCCGUUUCGUUGGAUGUGUCCCAGUUCCGCCCAGAGGAGUUGAAUGUGCAUCUGGAGGGGCGUGAGUUGACCAUCGAAGGCAAGCAGGAGUGCAAGACGGAGAACAGUGCCAUGCAUAGAUCGUUCACUCGCAAAUGGCUACUCCCCGAAAAUGUCGAUCUGGAAGCUAUUCGUACUCAACUCGAUGACAAGGGCCAUUUGUCGGUGGAGGCUCCGAAAAGCAUCGAAGGCCACAAACAGAAGAGAACUAUUCCCAUCAUGGCCGCUCCUCAGAAGAAAUGA